Messenger RNA from Symbiodinium necroappetens, 1578 nucleotides. The record is from the annotation of a GenBank genome assembly. NCBI's taxonomy places the organism in Eukaryota, Dinophyceae, Suessiales, Symbiodiniaceae.
AUGAACUCUGGCAUUCUUGGUGUGAAAUUUGCUGAGGCCCAGGCCGAGGUCGAAGCACUUCCGAGGAACAGCUCGAAGUUUACCACCGGGUCACAGGAGGUAAUCUCCCAGUCCAUCGAACUUGACACGCUUGCAGCGGUCACGCGAAGAAUGUCGGAGAGCACUGCCAAGGCCUCGACAUUUCAGGCAUUCAUCAUCGGCAUCGCGGGUGGAACUGCCAGUGGGAAGACGACGGUGUGCCAAAUGCUCAUGCAAGCACUAGGCGACCAACGAGUUGCCCUGAUCAGCCUUGAUGAGUUUUACAGGGACCUGACCCCUCAAGAAUGCGCCAACAUCGGCGAUGUAAAUUUUGACGAGCCUGCUUCCUUUGAUGUCGGUGAGCUUGUGAAAUGUUUGGAGAAUUUGCGGGACGGGAAAUAUGCACAUGUUCCCGUGUACGACUUCGUCACUAGCAGCCGCUCCGCCCACCAAGUUCGCACAGUGGCCCCCUGUGACGUCGUUAUUCUGGAGGGCAUUCUCGUCCUUCACCUCAAGGAAACUCUGGAGCUCUGUAACAUGAAAAUCUUUGUGGACACAGACGACGACGUCCGGCUAGCACGAAGGAUCAAGCGUGACACCGUGGAGCGGGGAAGAGAUGUCGAAGGCGUCAUUCGACAAUACACUCGCUUUGUAAAGCCGUCCUUCGAGCGGUACAUUCUUCCGAGCAAAAACAAUGCUGACAUCAUCAUCCCGUGGAGGGAAAACAAUGAUGUGGCGGUUGAUCUCAUCACGCAAAAUAUACGCUCCAAGCUGGGGAUGCAUGACCUGCGCCGUAUCUACACAAACCUACACGUGAUGCCAGCCACUAUGCAGACCCGUGGGAUGCACACGAAGAUCCGAUCGCGUGCUACCCCGCGUCAGGAGUUUGUAUUCUAUGCUGACCGUUUGAUCCGGCUCGUCGUGGAGCAGGCACUUGGAUACCUGCCCUUCUCGGAGGCCGAGGUCACAACCCCGGUAGGUGAGUGCUAUCAUGGCCUCACCUUCUCUCGGAAAAUCUGCGGGGUCUCGAUUAUCCGCUCCGGGGAAGCCAUGGAGAAUGCACUGCGCACGUGCUGCAUUGGUGUGAAGAUCGGCAAGAUCCUCAUCGACCGGGUGACCACUGACAGGAGCUUGCAUUUGCUCUAUGAGAAGCUGCCCUUCGACAUCGGAGAUCGCCAUGUGCUACUGAUGGAUCCGAUUCUGGCUUCAGGCCAGUCUUGCGCUGCAGCCAUCAAAGUGCUUACCGAGCUUCGGAGCGUCUGUGAGGACAAGAUCAUCUUGAUCACGCUCAUUGCGGCACCUGAGGGCAUCCAGCGGGUGUGCAAGAAGUUUCCGGGGGUCAAGGUGAUCACAACGGAGAUCGAUGAUGGUGUCGAUGGAAAUGGAACUGUCCUGCCGGGGAUUGGGAAUUUUGGUGAUCGCUACUUUGGAACUGGCAGUGCAGCGGACGAACCCGUCCGGCUAUUGUCAGGGAACCUGUCGGCGUUCAGCGAGAAGGGGUCGAGCACCAGUAACGAUGCACAAAAUUCACUUCCGAAGGGCUCAAGCGAGCCAGGUUAA